CUGUGGAAGUCACAUACAAGAACAUGAGAUUUCUUAUUACACACAAUCCAACCAAUGCGACCUUAAACAAAUUCAUAGAGGAACUGAAGAAAUAUGGAGUCACCACAGUAGUAAGAGUGUGUGAAGCAACUUAUGACACUACACUUGUGGAAAAAGAAGGCAUCCAUGUUCUAGAUUGGCCUUUUGAUGAUGGUGCACCGCCAUCCAACCAGAUUGUGGAUGACUGGCUAAGUCUUGUAAAAAUUAAAUUUCGUGAAGAACCUGGUUGUUGUAUUGCUGUUCAUUGUGUUGCAGGCCUUGGGAGAGCUCCAGUACUUGUUGCUUUAGCAUUAAUUGAAGGUGGCAUGAAAUAUGAAGAUGCAGUACAGUUCAUAAGACAAAAGCGUCGUGGAGCUUUUAACAGCAAGCAACUUUUGUAUUUGGAGAAGUAUCGUCCUAAAAUGCGGCUGCGCUUCAAAGACUCCAACGGUCAUAGAAACAACUGUUGUAUUCAAUAAAACUGGGGUGCCAUUAUCUUGGCAAUGGAACUUGAGACAGGACCUAAUACUAGCCAACAUGUUGGCUUGGUGAAUAAGUCUAAUGGCUUCCAUGAGAGUAGUGAAAAGCGGUUUUACCAGUCACAGGCUUGACAGAAUUGUAUCCUCUGUAUUUGGCUUAUC
This is a messenger RNA of Suncus etruscus (white-toothed pygmy shrew), 659 nucleotides long. RefSeq names its product protein tyrosine phosphatase type IVA 1-like. Gene Ontology annotation, molecular function: protein tyrosine/serine/threonine phosphatase activity. The record is from RefSeq and is a predicted model, not a curated record. The transcript has a single exon. Gene Ontology annotation, cellular component: nucleus. The coding region runs from base 24 to 497 and encodes 157 amino acids. Gene Ontology annotation, biological process: protein dephosphorylation. Lineage: Eukaryota; Metazoa; Chordata; Mammalia; Eulipotyphla; Soricidae.